AUGGAGAAGAUAGUUUCGCGGGUGUGGAGUUCGAUUCCCAGCGGUUUGAAUCCACGGGAUGUGGAGGUGGUGCGGGAUGUGAUUUUGUGGUACCACACGUACGAUGUGCCGGCAGAGCACUGCUCGUGGAUGGUGGCACAGUGGGUGGAGUUGGUGUGGUCGGUGGUGAGCCGUUUCGAUGAGCCAGAAAUGUAUAAGCACUUUGUACGCAACUGCAACAUAGUGUGCGGUGAUGGCGGUGUGGGUAGUGCGAGGGAGGUGAGCCUCAUUUCAUGGAUCCCCGCUACCACUAAUACUGAGCGCUUGGAGCUUCUUGAUCGAACACACCAUGUUAUAAUUUAUCGCAUCCUUGUGGAUGAGCACGAGCUAUAG
This is a messenger RNA of Cryptomeria japonica (Japanese cedar), 372 nucleotides long. RefSeq names its product abscisic acid receptor PYL2-like. Gene Ontology annotation, biological process: abscisic acid-activated signaling pathway. The record is from RefSeq and is a predicted model, not a curated record. Lineage: Eukaryota; Viridiplantae; Streptophyta; Pinopsida; Cupressales; Cupressaceae. Bases 1 to 372 code for a protein of 123 amino acids. Gene Ontology annotation, cellular component: cytoplasm; nucleus. Gene Ontology annotation, molecular function: signaling receptor activity; protein phosphatase inhibitor activity; abscisic acid binding. The transcript has a single exon.